Molecule: messenger RNA, 1208 nt
Organism: Periophthalmus magnuspinnatus
Lineage: Eukaryota; Metazoa; Chordata; Actinopteri; Gobiiformes; Gobiidae
Gene: cdc37
Product: cell division cycle 37 homolog (S. cerevisiae)
Exons: 9
Coding region: 20-1186 (388 amino acids)
Biological process (GO): protein folding; protein stabilization
Cellular component (GO): cytoplasm
Molecular function (GO): protein-folding chaperone binding; protein kinase binding; heat shock protein binding
Source: RefSeq, a predicted model, not a curated record
UGAAGAUCUCCCCGGGAACAUGAGCUCUGCGGCGGGCAUCGACUACAGCGCCUGGGACCACAUCUACGUGUCGGACGAUGAGGACGUGACCAGUCCGUUCGUGGACACGGCGAGUCUGUUCAGGAUGAGACACCGGUCCCGCCUGGAGCGUACAGCUGACUUUGAGCAGCGAGGAGAGCAUCUGGAGAAGAACUUCACUGAGUGUAAGAGACAGAUUGCACAGGCCGAGGACAGGCUGAGGGAGCUGGAGGACAAUGGGCAGGAGACAGAGGACCACCAGGGGAUGUCCAUGGAGAGGGAGAAGGUCCAAAAGGAUUUGCAGAAGCUGAGGACACACCUGCAGAAGUUUGAAAAGAUGCUGGAGAAGCACAGGCGCGAGAAGAAGAAGCAGCCGUGGAACGUGGACACCAUCAGCAAAGAAGGCUUCAGCAAGAGUGUGCUGAACAUAAAGGCUGAACCACUGGAGCCAAAAGAUCAGGACGAGGCUCAGAAACACCAGAGCUUUGUGGACAAAUACAACAGCCAGAUCCGGCACUUUGGUCUGCUGCGGCGCUGGGAUGACAGUCAGGGGUAUCUCUCAGACCAUCCUCACCUGGUGUGUGAGGAGACCGCCUCUGCCCUGGUGCACAUGUGCAUCAGCAUGGAGUUGGAGCAGAAACAGGCUCUGAUGGGGCAGGUGGCUCAUCAGGCUAUUGUCAUGAAGUUCAUCUUGGACUUGGCUGAGACGCUCCGAGUGGACCCCAGAGGCUGCUUUAGACACUUCUUCUCCAGGAUAAAGACUGCAGAUCAGCUCUACCUGGAUGCAUUUGACAAAGAGCUGGAGCUACUGAAGCAGCGUGUGCGGAGCUGUGCAGAGGGCCAGAGAGAGGCACAGAGGAGAAAGGCAGAGGGAGAGGAGGAGGAGGAGCAGAGAGAGAGGAGGCUUGGGCCAGGUGGGCUGGACCCUCAGGAGGUCUACAAGUCCCUGCCACAGGAGAUGCAGCGAGGCUUUGCAGAGAAAAACAUGGAGCUGCUGCAGAGGGCCAUGGACACACUCCACCCUGAGGAGGCCAAGUACCACCUGAGGAGAUGCAUCGACUCCGGCCUGUGGGUCCCAGACUGUGGAGAGGACAGAGAGGAAGAGGAGGAGGAUGAAGAGGAGGAGGACAAAGAGAAACAGGAUGAAGAGGAUGUUGAAAAGCAUUGAUGCAAAUGUAAUUAAACAAUGA